GGUGGAGGGACUCACGUGGCAUUGAUUCUAUAAUCGCCUCGGUAAAGGCUGCUUGAUAUAAUUCCUCGGUGGAGAGUAGGUUUACAUAGCUGUAUUGUUCAAUUUCCAUUCAUCAGGCGGAUCCGUCCUUCACUUGCGCCGUGAAAAGAACAAGAUUCAAAAAUAUGAGCGCCUUGCGUCUUGGUCUGAACUGUAGUCAUCGAGCUGCCAGAUCAUGUUGCUUUUUAGCUGCCCCGCGCAUCUCUCAAGUUAGUCGAAGGCUAUUCUCAGCUCAGCCAAGCCUCCAUGUCGCAUCGCCCACAUCAAAGCAGACACGUGUCCCACAGGAUGCAAAAUCCUCGUCCAGCCCUGAGAUCAUAUCCCAUGACACUCAGGCCAUAAAGAUCAACGGUGUACCUUAUCCUCCAUUGUUCCUACGCGAUUCCUGUGGCUGCCACACAUGCGUUGAUUCUUCCACAAAGCAAAAGAACUUUCAAACUUCCGACAUUCCUCAUGAUGUCAAAGCUACCUCUAUCACACAGGGUGAAAACGGAGAUUUUACAAUAUCUUGGGAAAACGACAUUCCAGGUUACGGACCAGACCAUGUUUCGUCGUUUUCUAAGAAGUUCUUUGAGACCCAUUCUUCAUUCGAGGCUUAUCAUUCCGAUCGUCAAAAUGAUGUGAAACCUAUCAGAUGGGACUCGAAAACCAUUGCUAAGAAGCUGCAAUAUGUGAGUUUUGAUGACUACAUCAACAGUGAAGAAGGAUUAUUUAGAGCUUUAAUCAUGCUUCGGGAUUACGGGCUGCUCAUACUCAGAGAUGUGCCAGAGUCAGAAACAUCAGUUGUUGAUAUUGCAAAGCGGAUUGGCAAUCUUCGGGACACUUUCUAUGGAGUUACCUGGGACGUCAAGUCUGUUCCUCAACCUAAAAAUGUAGCAUAUACUUCUCAAUACCUGGGUUUACACAUGGAUCUUCUCUAUAUGGCUAAUCCCCCGGGAUUCCAAUUUCUUCACUGCCUGCGAAAUACCUGCUCAGGUGGCUCAUCCAUCUUUUCUGAUGCUUUCCACGCUGCCAGACAACUCGAUAGAGACAAUUACAUACAAUUGUGCACUAAGAAGGUCGGCUACCAUUAUCGCAAUGCUGGAGAGCAUUAUCACUUUAAACAUCCUGUGAUAUCGAUACACUCCAAGAAGGGUGGUGACGCUUCAUCCCCUAGUGACAACAAUAUUCAAUACAUCAAUUAUUCGCCGCCAUUUCAAGCGACAUUCGACAAGCCAUUUGGCUCCUUGCCUAUAGCUAGAGCAUUAAGGCAAUUUGCAUCCCGAGUAGAGGCACCUGAAAACAUGUAUGAAUACAGACUACAAGAGGGAGAAUGUGUCAUUUUCAACAAUCGGAGGGUACUUCAUGGCAGAAAAGAAUUCGAUACAUCAGCUGGGGAAAGAUGGUUUAAGGGAGCUUAUAUCGACACUGACGUCUUCAGGAGUCGUUAUCGAGUUUUGGCCGAAAAGUAUCAGAAUAAGGAUCAAUCGUUUCUACGUACUCAUGCUAGACAUAUUUGCUGGGACGUCAAGAACGUUGAGACUGGCAGAAUGGAAAGCGAUCCACAUAAAGUUUGGGAGAGAAGUAGAGAUCUUCCACAAACUAAGGCGUAUGCGAACAUUAUCUAGUGACAUUCGAAACUCCUCGAGAUGCCCAAAAGAUUCUGCAGUGCAGUCGCUUAAAGAGGAGCACUUGCCAUUCGAGUUAUUAUGUUUUUGUUAGGAACUUGUUCUCGAAAUCACUUGGAAUGUGGAGUUCACUUAGGAUACUGAAUUAUGUUCAAUGAUUCAGAAUCCAAUUUUAGAAGAGAUCUGCAGAUUUGGAAUGCGAUUCGGGUUACUAAAAUGCCCAAUUGGGAGUUGAGAGCAUCAAUUUCCCGAGUUGUAUGUCGUAUGUCCGCAUCUGCACCCGCAUCCUCAUUCUAUCAAGUCUUUAGUAUACCCCAAAAACCAAAAUUUAUCCUCUCAUCAUGCACAUUUUUAGAGUUUUCCAAAUUUUUAUGUUAUUGCAGACUGUCAUGGAUAUCUUUACCAACCGGUUUCCGGCAAGACACACCGCAUUGUUGGUGAAGCAUUGAAAUUUGUUGCUCUGAUAAGUUUUGUAUCUGUAGUACCUACUUCGAUCAAAAUCCAUUGCAUCAUCUCCUGUCAAUACACCAUCUUCCUUCAGUAUCCUGCCCCCCCCCCAAAAUGACCCGCAUUUUCCCACUGCUCUACCUGCUUUUGGUACGUAAUGAUUACUUCUUUGCAGUGUUCUAUAUUGUCUAUCGAAAUGUAGUUUUUAUCUCGUUUUUUAUCACCAACAUACAAACUCUGUUGUUAUAAUUUAUCACUUGUAUUUUUUUGACGCUACA
Botrytis cinerea B05.10 is the source of this 2371-nucleotide messenger RNA. RefSeq names its product Bcaim17 (gene Bcaim17). The transcript is spliced from 2 exons. Gene Ontology annotation, molecular function: oxidoreductase activity. Gene Ontology annotation, biological process: carnitine biosynthetic process. Gene Ontology annotation, cellular component: mitochondrion. The record is from RefSeq and is a predicted model, not a curated record. Bases 165 to 1646 code for a protein of 493 amino acids. Lineage: Eukaryota; Fungi; Ascomycota; Leotiomycetes; Helotiales; Sclerotiniaceae.